ACUGAGGCCGAACAAGGCCGAGGUUCGUCCAAAAAGUCGGGUCGAAAACUCGUCCGACUAUUAAGGUUUGAACGAAGCUUUACUGACGAGAAUGACAUAUAAGCUUUUCACAUUGCUUAAUAUAUAUCAAGAUGUUAAUGGACAACAUGAAGCAAUAUGCCACUCGAUUAGCGAAAAGGACCUUCGCAGUGAAGGUAAGUAUAAUAGUUUCAUGCAAACGAUAAAUGCGAUGAGCGAAAGCAAAGAAUAUAAAGUAGACGAUAGUCGGGCUACAUUUAGAAACGAACUCGGGAAUGCUGAGGCUUACAAAGCUUUUAUAAAGUCAUUUGUCGUUCUUUACUCGAUCGAUAAUAAUUUAAAAUUUGAUUCUGAGAGGGUUGAUAAAGUUCCGGUCGAGAUGCUGACUGAAGUAACGACUGAAUUGACAAGCCCGCAAACGGAAAUGAAAUUUGAUAACAUGUCACCCUACGAAAUCAUCGAAUAUUUAUGUCAGCAAUCAGAUACUGGGAUGACAACAAAUUCUAAUGAAGGAGCCAAGGAUUUAUCCGUCGCUGACUUAUAUAACGCUGCAGCAAAAAAAGCUUUGCAAGCCAAGCCAUCCGUGAGUGCACCGGUAAACCAGGAUCAGAGCCUUAUGUCACCACCGCAAAGACGACGGAAUUCUCAGCGUUCAAGACAGACGACGACAACUCAAGCACAAGCUUCAACUCCUAAUCCACAAUUCCUGAUGCAAACAGGAAAUCAAACACCCACGCAACAACAAAUCUCGCAGGCACAGAUUCAACCACAAGUAAUGACGACUUCACAAUCUCCAAGUCAAAGGCCAAUACAAAGUCCAGCUCUCAUUCAGCCAAAUUUCUCGAGUCAAGUGCCACAAUCAUCGGCCGAAGGAACUCGUCCAAUUCAACAAAUUCCUAUUGCGGGAGUUCCUAUCCAACUUUCGAAUGGCCAGAUGUCGUUACAACAAGUUCCAUUAAUGCAAGGACAACCCAACGUCCGGCAACAAGGACGACCAAUAGGUCCUGUACGCAUAGUACAAAGCAUUUCAAACCUUACGCAUGCUACUCAAGUAAAUGCAAGACCUGUUACCAAUCAGAGUGUCGCUCAAGGAACAACAAUUCAAAAUACGAUUACAAGUCCAUCAAUGCAAAAAGUUCUUCCAGUUAGAAGAACAACGCAAGGGCAAUCACAGCAAGUGAAUGUUCCGGCACAACAAACUGCGCAAAUGAACAUUUCACCUCAGGCAAAUUCUACUCAAAUGAAUCAAGUACCACAAAUCAAUAUUCCAACACAGCAAACUGAUCCUAGAGUCUCUCAGUUGAAUAUACAAAACCAGAUUAAUCAAGUGCAGUCGGCUGCACAAAUAAGUAUUCCUACACAAGUUGAUCAGAUCAAUAUACAGACAACACCGAGGAUUAAUCCUGGACGAGUUACUCAGAUAAAUUCGCAUCAGACGCGGUCUACACCUCAAAUUAAUAUUCCCGCGCAAGUAUCUGACCAAAUGCAGACUACCCCACGCAUUAAUCCAGCACAGGUCCCACAGCAGCAAUAUCUUCAGCAUCUCGCAGCUAUGCGAAUACCAGCACAACAAAUUCGUGCUAACGGAUUUAUCAGACACCCAGCAGUAAUGAAUAUGCAAGGUUCGAUGCAACAACCAUUUAUGCAAGUGGGAAUCCCGAUACAAGGUCAAUUGUUGCCAGGACAGCAGCAAAAUGGUAUUAGACCGCAAGCGCGUUCGCAAUUCAAUAUACGACCUAUAUACAUACGGCAAAAUGUGGCAAAUAUGGGAAAUGUUCCAAUGAUUCCACAACAAGUAGCGGCACAACAAUUAAUGAAUGGAGGAGGUCAAUGGAUUUUUCAGCAAAACCAAAACCAACCACUUCAGCAACCACCAAAUCCUCAAAAUUCUUGGAAUAAUAAUGGCAACGUAAGUGGUAAACAAUAAAAUUUUUUUUUCUCGUUUAAAAAACGAGAACAAUUUUGAGAUAAACGAAAUUAUAAUUUUAGUGUUAGGAAUUAAUUAUAUAAUAUAAUUUAUUGAAGAGAUAUGCGCUAUUGUAUAACAAUCGUUAAAGGCGGUAUAUUUCUUCUGGAUUCUGUAAAUAUUUUUGUAUUAUGUUGAGUGUAUGUAUAUAAAAACAGAAAUCAAAUUCUUUUGAGUGUAUACGAAUGGCAUACACAAUCAUAUAUGUUAAUAAUUUUAAUAUAUUUUGGGGGAGUAUUGUUGCGCUUCAGUGUCUCCAUUAGUAAU
Rhizophagus irregularis DAOM 181602=DAOM 197198 is the source of this 2251-nucleotide messenger RNA. NCBI's taxonomy places the organism in Eukaryota, Fungi, Glomeromycota, Glomeromycetes, Glomerales, Glomeraceae. The record is from RefSeq and is a predicted model, not a curated record.